AUGGAUUUGAUGAACUUCAGCAGAGACUCAGGUUGUUUGAGCCCACAGCUCCAUGGUACGGACUUCAGCGCCGCUCUCUACAGCGAGUUUCUUUGGAUAACUAAUGAAAACCUGCCCCAUCUCUUCUAUGGCUCGCUUGAUAAAUACGCACCAAAACUCAUUGAGCUUUACAAAAAGAAGAGAUCAGGUCCCUGGGGGGAAAAGAUGGAACAUCUUCUGACAGUUUAUGAACAGGAGAAGAAUGACAUAAAUGUCAUUAGAACAGUAGCCCUGUCCGGCCUAAUAAUCCAUUUGAAGGAGGACUCAUCUGAUCUCUUCCGGAUAUGCAAGGACGAAAUGGAUUUUCAAGAGGGAACUGUUGCACUUGUGGCUAUGGCUGAUGAUGUCCCAGGCGGUGUUCCAUUCUCCACUCAACAAGUCUUCAUUGUGCUCGAGGACCAGGUUGUAAUGUCCAGCACAUCAUGGACUGGUGCUCUUGUGUGUUUGUUUGGGUUGAUUUAUGCUCUGCAUCUGAGCUACCCGGAGAAGUGCAUUGGCUUUUUUGAGUUCAUUCAAGUGAUUCUUUUAAAACUACACAAUGAUAGACGGCAGCUUAAAUCAAAACUGCAGUCACUUCAAAAUGUGUUAAAUGAAUAG
Messenger RNA from Knipowitschia caucasica, 636 nucleotides. The record is from the annotation of a GenBank genome assembly. NCBI's taxonomy places the organism in Eukaryota, Metazoa, Chordata, Actinopteri, Gobiiformes, Gobiidae.